Messenger RNA from Acanthisitta chloris (rifleman), 2394 nucleotides. It is a transcript of the gene MASTL, whose product is annotated as microtubule associated serine/threonine kinase-like. Gene Ontology annotation, cellular component: nucleus. Lineage: Eukaryota; Metazoa; Chordata; Aves; Passeriformes; Acanthisittidae. The record is from RefSeq and is a predicted model, not a curated record. The annotation marks the transcript as partial. Gene Ontology annotation, biological process: intracellular signal transduction; peptidyl-serine phosphorylation. The transcript is spliced from 10 exons. Gene Ontology annotation, molecular function: ATP binding; protein serine/threonine kinase activity.
GUGAUGGAGUACCUAAUUGGUGGAGAUGUCAAAUCUCUUCUGCAUAUUUAUGGAUAUUUUGAUGAAGAAAUGGCUGUCAAGUAUAUUUCUGAAGCAGCAUUGGCUCUUGACUAUCUUCACAGGCAUGGGAUAAUCCACAGGGAUCUGAAGCCAGACAAUAUGCUCAUUUCUAAUCAGGGCCAUAUAAAGCUGACAGACUUUGGGCUUUCCAGAGUUACUCUGAACAGAGAUAUAAAUAUGAUAGAUAUCCUUACUACACCAUCAAUGACAAAGCCAAAACAAGACUACUCACGUACUCCAGGACAGGUGUUAUCUCUCAUCAGUUCUCUGGGCUUUUAUACUCCUGUUGGAAUGAAAAUGCCAGGGCAAAAUUCAAGUCAAUCAUCUGACAGUCUGCAUGGAGCCAUUUCUCCCUUACCUAUGGUCCAAAAGGAAAAUAGUCCUCUUACAACUAAACUAUUCAAAACAUAUCUUGAUACUUCUCAAUUAACACCUGUGAUACCAGUGAGAAGUUUAACUCCUACUCUACUUCAGUCAAGGAAAAGGUUUGGUACCUCCAGUGUCAGUAGUCAGUCACACACGUAUCUGUCCAGUGUGGAAUCAGAUUUCUGCAGCAGCCCCAGGUGGGAGAAAGAUACAGAGCAAAGUAAAGAUGAACAGAGUUCUGCAACGUGCAAAGCAAGUAACAGUGGGUCAGAUCUCCCUUCGAAUGUUGAGUUACCGAAUAGCAAAGGUGUUGAAGCUUUCAAUAAAAAAGAACUUGAAUCUGCCAUUUCUCCCAUUGUCAGCAAUGAUUCUGGCAGUAGGCAGAAGCUGGAAAGUGAACGUUUGGAUAUAAUGGAUACUCCUGUGACCACACUGGAUGUGAAAGGCACAGUAAGAAAAUGUAUUUCUGAAAGUAAGAUUUGGGAAGAAAAUGUCAUUGUAAAUAAAAGAGAGAUGACUAAUGAAACAGUCAAAACUUCCAGUCUACCACGUUUACCUUCAAGGCAGAAUGAGCCCGUCAAAGAGGAAGAAAUUUUUGAAAAGCCAGGUAUGAAAAGAAGCUUUGCAUUAGUUGACACCAGUCCUUGUCAGGAACUUAACUAUGUUAAAAAAAGCAACGCAGAAUAUAAACGUGGCUGUCAGAUCUCAGAAUAUGCAGCGAGCAGCAGGACAGGUUUGACAACAGAAAUUCAGUCCUUAAUGCUUUGUGAUGGUGGAAGCCUACGUGACACCUGCAAGAGCAAUGAAGAAGUUAGGAGUUUUAUUAGUAACCACCAAACAGCAGAAAGGGUGCUUACUCCAACCAUAGCCAAAAAUCUUUUGUGUGAUUUGGAUGCAGACUACGAAAAGGAUGACAAAGAGCAGCAUAUGAACUUGAGUUUUUUGGGCACCGAUGAUGAAAAACCUCUAGGAAUCCUCAGUGCAGAUUCUGACUUAUCACUUCCUGAAAUGUCUGUUACAGAAAGCCGUUUAGAAAAGCAGCUUUUAGACUUAGACAAAAGUGUUAAAGAACUCUCUUUUGAGGAAUCAAAAUCUGAGGAUGUGCUAAUAACAUCACCAGAGCCCCAGGAUGCUUCGCAAAAUGGAGAGGAAGCAGAUGCAGUCCAGGACUGCAAGCUGUUACAUCAUGAAAAGGAUAAUGAUGAGAAACACAUGGAAGAAACUUACCUUGACACAGUAUCUGCUCCUUCAGAAAAGAUGAUGGAAGCACUGAAUGUCUUAAAAAAGAAUGCCGUUGUCUUCCGAAGUUAUGACAGUCCAAUGAAUGUAUCCAAUGUAUCUGAGCCAUGUAGCAUGGCUUCUUUAGACAUAAUGGGUCCUUCACCUGCUUGUAGUGGCUCUUACCCAACAGCCAUCACUCCAUUACAGAAAGGAAGACCAUAUUGGGUCUAUCAGACACCUCAUCAGGGAGAUGCUGGCACACCAUACAGGACUCCAAAGAGUGUAAGAAGAGGAGCUGCUCCAGUAGAAGGUGAACGCAUUCUGGGGACCCCAGACUACUUGGCACCCGAGCUGCUUUUGACAAAGCCUCAUGGUUCUGCUGUAGACUGGUGGGCCCUUGGAGUUUGUCUGUUUGAGUUUCUAACUGGAAUUCCACCUUUUAAUGAUGAAACACCAACACAAGUCUUCCAAAAUAUUCUGAAAAGAGAUAUUCCCUGGCCUGAGGGUGAAGAAAAGCUGUCUGAUAAUGCCCAAAAUGCAAUAGAUAUUCUUCUAACAAUCGAAACUAGUAAGAGAGCUGGACUGAAGGAGCUGAAGCAUCAUCCCCUCUUCCAUUGUGUGGACUGGGAUAACCUACAGAAUCAAACUAUGCCCUUUAUACCUCAGCCAGACGAUGAAACUGACACUUCUUACUUUGAAGCUCGAAAUAACGCUCAGCACCUGACUGUGUCUGGAUUUAGCUUAUAG